Molecule: messenger RNA, 576 nt
Organism: Aegilops tauschii subsp. strangulata
Lineage: Eukaryota; Viridiplantae; Streptophyta; Magnoliopsida; Poales; Poaceae
Source: RefSeq, a predicted model, not a curated record
AUGACAGAUCUUGGAGACCUCUCAUUUUUCCUCGGCAUCUCGGUUACCCGGGACGCCAAUGGCAUGGUUCUCUCCCAGCGCCAAUACGCCUUGGAUCUUCUUCAGCGUGCAGGCAUGGCCGACUGUCAUCCAUCACCCACUCCAGUUGACGUCAAGGUCAAACUCUCGGCCACUGAUGGUGCUCUGCUUGAUGAUGCUACUACCUAUCGGAGUUAUGCUGGUGCAUUGCAGUAUCUCACUCUCACCCGUCCGGACAUCGCCUAUGCUGUGGAGCAGGCCUGCCUCUAUAUGCAUGCUCCCCGCGAGCCGCAUCUACUCUUGGUCAAGCGUACUCUUCGCUACAUCAUGGGUACCCUCGACCUCCGCCUGCACAUUCCUCGGUCAUCGUCCAUGACUCUCAAGGCCUACUCCGACGCUGACUGGGCGGGUUGCCCUGAUACUCGGCGGUCUACCUCAGGUUACUAUGUCUAUCUCGGUGACACCUUGGUCUCUUGGUCCUCCAAGCGCCAGACCACGGUUUCCCGAUCGAGUGCUGAGGCGGAGUAUCGUGUUGUGGCUCACGCUAUUGCAGAGUGA